Suillus subaureus is the source of this 990-nucleotide messenger RNA. RefSeq lists its product as uncharacterized. The record is from RefSeq and is a predicted model, not a curated record. The transcript is spliced from 4 exons. NCBI's taxonomy places the organism in Eukaryota, Fungi, Basidiomycota, Agaricomycetes, Boletales, Suillaceae. Bases 1 to 990 code for a protein of 329 amino acids.
AUGGACAUUGGGUUUUCGCCGUUUCGGCAUUCUGCGAACGCACACCUGUUGAAUUGUGAUCCUGGUAUCUCGCCAGCUAGCAUGAAACUCGCUCAUACAAAGGCACUGAGCCCUGAAAUUUUACCUUCACACCAUCAUCCAGAGCGCCAUGAGUAUAACCAGAGCACCAAUAAUACGAUGAGGAAUGUUGCAAAAAGACGUGCUAAUCGGCGGCCUACCACCGAUGACAUAAAACAUCCUCAGACUCAGGCUCGUGGCCCUCGUCCUGUGGAUCCCCUUCAAGUUAUGGAUUCCCCUCCUUCCUAUCCUCCAAACGCCAUUGUCCGACGUAUGGCUGGAUGUACUCAAGCUAGCCAAGGCAAAUCUGGGCCAUGUGCAAAGCCAUUUGGACCAUCUCUACCCGACCUUCGCUUCACAGGAAAGUCACUUGCAAGGAGUGAUCAAAGUGAAAUGUCGUUGAUAGAAGCACAAGCACAAGUAUUUGAUCCGCAAGUCGCUAUACAGGGCAAGGAUAUCCUGCAACGUGGCUUACAGCAUAUGUCAGAUGAAGCUAUUCAGCAAGCCGCUCGUGCAAAGCAGGCCUCUCGUGAAACCAGACGCCUCCGCGUGAUAUUAACAGCGUGGGAGAUAGAGGAGGCAGAGCGCCACGCAGAACUCCUACGCCUGCUGCAGCGCAGCAAUGUCGAAGGUUAUGAGGAAGCCAAUAAUGAAGCUUCCUGGUUUGAGAGGUUCAUAUCGGACAGGUCCUUGGCUCAAGUUCAGGACGACUUUGGCUUCAAUAUGUCAGUGUACCGGAACGAUUUGGCAUUGCUUGGCACUGCCGAUGAACAGCUCGAUCAACUCGAGAGUCACGCUGAGGAGCGUAACCUACUUUUGUUUAAAGAGGACUUGACAAAGGACCUCAAAGCCUUGAUGGUUGAAGGAGGCGACGGCGAGGGGAGCGAAGAUGAUGACAGUGUAUACGAUUCCAAUACGUCCGAGUCCCAUUAA